UCAGUCCUGUUCGCAGCGCAGCCUGGAAGCGACAACGAGAUGAUCGUCCACCGGAUAAAGUGCAACUUACACUGAAAGAGAAUGAACAUUUUCCAGCUGACUGUUUUAUUGGGAGUAUCAGCCUGCAGGUGUGAUGGCGUCCACGUCUCUAUGCAGGAGAAGCGACAGUACGCCAUGCUCUUCCAGGCUGUGGUCCUCCCCUGUCAGUACCAGACAUCCUCCAGGCAGACACCCGUGGUGCAGUGGUGGUACAAGUCCUUCUGCCGCGACCGCACUCAGGACUCCUUCUCUCUGCCCGAGACGCUGGGGAAGACCACCUCUGACCUAGGGACCAAGGCCCACCUGGAGUGCUCGGACAGCAGCCGCACCAGCCGCAUAGUGGCCUCUGCACAAGGCGCCUCCAUGACACUCGCAGAGCACUACAAAGGAAGGGACAUCUCCAUAAUUAACAAGGCAGACCUGCGCAUUGGGGAGUUGCAGUGGGGAGACAGUGGAGUAUAUUUCUGUAAAGUAAUCAUCGCUGAUGAUGUGGAAGGGAAAAACGAGGCCCAAAUGGAGCUACUUGUGCUGGGCAGGACAGGUGAGCAGAACGAUCUCCUACCUGACUUUGAUCUGGAGAUUAUGCCAGAAUGGGCAUUUGUGGGCUCUGUGGUCCUGGGAAGUGUCUUGUUCUUGUUGCUCUUGGGGAUCUGCUGGUGCCAGUGCUGCCCUCACUCCUGCUGCUGCUACCUGAGCUGCUGCUGCUGCCCCGACACAUGCUGUUGUCCACGUCACUUAUAUGAAGCUGGAAAGAUGGCAAAGUCUGCAAAGUCUGCUCAAAUACCUGUGUAUCCCUAUUACGUCCCUGGAGUUCCUUCUGUGACCCCGUCCGUGGUGCCACUUGCCCCAUCUUCUCACCUGGAGCCCAAAGUGGUUUCUCUUCCUUCAGUGGAGAAUAAUUUGGCUGGAGCCAGAAGCCUCUCUGAGCUGAGCUCUCUUCAUGAAGGUGGAAACCAUGACUUCAGAAAUACUUACCAGAAGGUCCAGAUGAAGGCGCUCCCUCCCAUCGCAGACCUGGAUGACCAGUCGGUGUCCAGAAUGGCUCCAGCUGCGCAGAGUUACAGGCACAAGUGGGACAAAGCCAGCCGCUCAGAUGAUGAACUAGAUAAGAGGUGGAAUCCUCGCUCUGAGCACAUGGAGAGAAAAACUUUAGGCAGAAGGGGGCGCACGGGCUCCCUGGAUGAGUUGGAAGAGUUUGCUCACUCGUAUAGUACCCGCUGUCAUCGAGAUCGAACUUACGAGCGUGACUAUAGCCCACCUCGACGUACCUACAGAGACGAAGAGGAGGACUGGAGACGGCACAGCCCCCCGCCUGUACCACGGAAACGUUCAGACACAUGGGACAGUGAUCGUCCAAGUCGCCCAUAUCAAAACAGAGGCUAUGAUGAUACCUACCUCACCAGCGUGCUGGAGAGCAAGGCGAGGGGUCGAGGAGGGGAAAGAGGAGCAGCGAGGGCGGAGGACGACAGUGACACUCCCUCCAAAGGCAGCUCGAGAGGGAAAGGUAGUGACAGCUACUACAGUAGGUCUCCAAGCAACCGUCCAGAGGAGGACGACCCUUUACCUCCGUACUCAGAAUGGGAGGCGGAGCGUUACCGCAGGACUGGUCCCACCACAGACCGCUAUCGGACUAUACAGCCUCCAGGGACAGAGAGCUAUAGAACCUCUGAGACAUCCUCAAGGCCUUUCAGUUACACCCGGCCACCUCCUGCGAUGUCCCAUACGCUACAGGGCAGCCGGGAGGACAGGGACAGAAACCGAAACCUGAGCGCUGCACUCAGCAGGGACUCUCUCUUAGUGUGACCAGCCUCCGCCUCCAGACAGCACCGCAGUCCAUCCACUUAAACCGUCCUGUUACUGCUCUACCAAUGAGCCACUUGAAUUGACUGAAAACAUUUAGCAUAAAAACACUUACACUGGACAAACCUUGAGUUGCAUGUGCUUUGUGUAUCAUAUUUGUGGUGAGGUGGUUCUGAAGGCCACUACUGUUUGAGUGCCAAUUCCAACAAAGCCUUUUUUAUUGUCUUUGUACUUUUUUGGAGUAUCUCAGGAUUUACACAUAUAAUUUUUUAUGUUGGUAAAAAAUAAAAAAAGUAUUUUC
Messenger RNA from Periophthalmus magnuspinnatus, 2140 nucleotides. RefSeq names its product immunoglobulin-like domain containing receptor 2 (gene ildr2b). The transcript is spliced from 9 exons. Gene Ontology annotation, biological process: pancreas development. The record is from RefSeq and is a predicted model, not a curated record. The coding region runs from base 82 to 1842 and encodes 586 amino acids. Gene Ontology annotation, cellular component: membrane. NCBI's taxonomy places the organism in Eukaryota, Metazoa, Chordata, Actinopteri, Gobiiformes, Gobiidae.